AUGAAUGUGCAAUUUGAAGAAGUUUCUUUGGAUUUCGUUCCACUGACGGAAAGAAACCAUGUAGCCAGUUUACAAGUAUCAACAAAUAUUUUCACUUUAGUCACCGUCUUUGGACAACUCUAUGUCAUUGACUUGGUUAACCCUGAACAUAUCGGUCAAUACGAAUUAGAUUUAUGCAAUAGCAAUGUCACCAGGAACAGCAGCAACACAAGGAAUGGUAAUGAUUCCGCGGUUAAGGGGGAAAUAGUUCUCAAUUCAUGGCUCUCUAAAGGUGCAAAAUAUCUGCUGAUAAAGACAAAUUUUGAUAAAUAUCAUUACAUUUACAUCCCCAAUCUAUUAUCACCAUCCAAUUCGAACACAGCUACUACUGCUAGACAACUUCUUCCCAAUAAUAGAGGAAAAACAACAAAUCUAAAUGAUGUUAAAUUGGUCCAAUGGCUGGAUGAGGAUCGGUUUUUGUGUUCCACUGUCCAAAAUGAAAUCCUUUGGGUUUCUCUAACUGAUAAUUCAAUUAAACUUGUACUCAGUCUCUCAAACAAUAAAAAUAAUCACAUCGAUGGAUUUUUAUAUUCAAAAAUAAAUCAUAUUUUCCUACUGGUUGUUAAUGAUUCCAUAAUGUAUUGGUCAAUUAAUGAAGAUAGUAAGAGUAGUAGUCGUGGCAACAGUAUGAACAAUAAAGAUGAGUUUUUUUCCCUAGAUAAGGUAUUCAACAGUCCUCUUCAAUUGGAAAAAUUCACCAGAUAUAAAGCGUCAACUUCAUUUCUUAAAAAAAGAUUUCAUUCAAACAGUUUGGAUCAAUUUCUUUGGAUCACUGCAAUGGGCAUCAUUUAUGGUGAUUUAAAUCCAACUACUAAUAGAACACAACCUUUAAAUGACUCAAAAUUUUCUUUAAACAACUUUAAUGUGUUUCUUCCAUUGGAAUUACCUGAAUCAAUAGAUUAUAACAGUCUAAAGGAUGCCCUUAUAUUAGAAUAUUUCAUCAUAUUGUUGUUUCAUAAAGAUAAUCGUAUCAUUAUAAUCAACAAAUUAAAUAAUAAGAUUGUAUUCAACGAAGGGAUCGAUACUCUAUAUCCAAUAACGAAUCUUGUUUUCGAUCCAUUGAAAAAUACAAUUUGGUUAAUUUCAAAUUUGACUAUAUAUGAGAUGAUAAUCAAGAAUGCUUCAGAGAUCCUUUGGGAUCUAUUAUGUGAACAAAAUGAUUUUCAAAAAGCAUUAAGUUUGAAUGGACUGAAAUCAUGGCAGGUCGAUCUGAUCCAUUAUAAAAUGGCAAACUAUUAUCUAUCUGAUUCAACAGAAAACUUUAAUGAGGGCGCUAAACAAUUGGCAAUCUCUAAUUCAUUCUCUGUAAGUUCCAACAUCUUAAAAAUACUAGGCCUAAAAAUGAAUCCCGGAAAUGAUAAAGAUAAUGACUUUGGUCUACAGACAUAUCUUUUAACUAAGCUAAAACAAUUGAAUGAUCGUGAUCCGCAUGCAACAUUAUAUAAAGUUCAAUUUUGUCUGUUAACUAAUUGGAUAAUAAGAAAUUAUAUUAAACAUUUAAAUUACUUGUUCCAACGUUCUAUGGAAAAUCCAUUGUAUAAUUCAAUGGAAAUUCCGAUUGAUGAUUCGAUUGAAGGUGUGGAAAAAACAGUUUUACACUUCUGUAAGACAUAUAAACAUCUUUUGGAUUUUGACACAAUCUACCAAAUUGUAGCAAAUUAUGAAAAGUGUAAUCAUUUAUUAAUUGAGAUUGCAACAUUAAAUAAUGAUUGGAAAUUUAUUUUAAAAUAUUGGAUUAAAAAGGAAAAUUGGUAUGAAUCGUUAAAAAUCCUAAAAAAAAGCGCUGAUUUAUCUCUAAUCUAUCAAUAUUCUACAAUUCUAUUAAUUAAUUGUCCAGAAUUGACAAUCGAGAAAUGGAUGCAGUUAGGAUUCGAAAUUGAUCCAGUGAAAUUGAUACCAGCUAUACUAAGUUACUUUACUGUAUAUCAGAAAAAUCAAGUUCAAAGUGAUUCGAACGUUAAUUUUGGAUUGACGUAUUUACAGUGGUACAUCAAUAAAUACGAUCCAAAGGACAAGAUAAUUUAUAAUACAACAUUAUAUAUGUUGAUAAGUGAUACAUAUUAUAAUAACAAAAGUAAAAAUAAUACUGAAAAGCACGCUUCUAUCUCUUCGAUGACUACUAAUAAUGAUUAUAAGAAUUAUAACGAUACAGAUUAUAACGUGAUUGAAUGUUUAAAUCAAUAUGGAAGAAAUAAAUAUGAUAUUAAUUUUAUUUUAAGGUUAAGUUUAAAUUUUCAAAGAGAUAAGGUUUCAAUAUAUCUAAUGAUAAAACUGAAAUUGUUUCAGAAUGCAAUAAAUUUAUCACUUGAAAAUAAUUUUAUUGACUUGGCUAAACAAACUUUAAAUGAAAUUGAUGAUAAAAUAUUAAAGAAAAAAUUAUUUUUGAGGUUGGCUGAAAAACUGUUGUACAAUGCUACUAUUAAUGGCAUGAAUGAUUCCAUAUCAAAUACAAAUAGCGAUGUUAAGGCUAUUAUUCGGUCAAUAAUUAAAGAUUCUGAUGGACUGAUCCAAAUUAAAGAUCUUUUACCAAUUUUUAACGAUAUGGUAACUAUGGGCCAUAUAAAGGAUGAAAUUUUGGCAAGUUUGGAUAAUUACAAUGAGACUAUGAACGAUAUGAACAAAGAGAUUAAAAAUUCAAUCAAAUUAAAGAAAAUUAUUGUGGAACAAAUGCAGGCAUUUAAUGAAAGGUAUGAAAUUUUAGAGGCUAGUCAAUCGUGCGAUUUAUGUCACAAAUUAUUAACUACAAGAAAGUUCUUGGUAUUUCCAUGUAAUCAUUGUUUCCAUUGUAAUUGUUUUAUUAAAAUGGUUUAUAAUUCGGACAAUAUCAUUUUAAAGAAUCAAUUAGAUGUUAUACAGAAAAAAAUUUCAAAUGAUAAGAAAAAAUUUAAAAAGGAUCAGGUGUUGGUUUCAAAAUUAGAAUCUUUAAUGACAACAAAAUGUUGUUUAUGUAGUGAUAUCAGUAUCAAUAAUAUUGAUGAAUCGCUUAAUAUUACUCAAGAACAAUUGGACAAAUGGAAGUUGUAA
Arxiozyma heterogenica is the source of this 3063-nucleotide messenger RNA. RefSeq names its product tethering complex subunit PEP3 (gene PEP3). The record is from RefSeq and is a predicted model, not a curated record. NCBI's taxonomy places the organism in Eukaryota, Fungi, Ascomycota, Saccharomycetes, Saccharomycetales, Saccharomycetaceae. Gene Ontology annotation, molecular function: protein-macromolecule adaptor activity. Gene Ontology annotation, cellular component: HOPS complex; endosome. The transcript has a single exon. The coding region runs from base 1 to 3063 and encodes 1020 amino acids. Gene Ontology annotation, biological process: endosome organization; vacuole organization; organelle fusion.